Talaromyces rugulosus is the source of this 2958-nucleotide messenger RNA. RefSeq lists its product as uncharacterized. Gene Ontology annotation, biological process: proteolysis. NCBI's taxonomy places the organism in Eukaryota, Fungi, Ascomycota, Eurotiomycetes, Eurotiales, Trichocomaceae. Gene Ontology annotation, molecular function: zinc ion binding; nucleic acid binding; aspartic-type endopeptidase activity. The record is from RefSeq and is a predicted model, not a curated record. The coding region runs from base 1 to 2958 and encodes 985 amino acids. The transcript has 2 exons.
AUGGCAGGAAAUAGCAACGUCCCAGCAGCAGGACCGGCAACUCCGCGCCCACCUGCAAGACAAGCAAGACCAGUCGAUCAAGACAGUGACGAUGAGCCCGACGAACAAACUCAGCAAAGAUUCACCACGUUGGAAAGAGUCAUCGAUCAAAUGAAUGAACACAUUCAAAGACUGCAAGCUGCAAUCGCUGAAAGAGACGAUCAUGUCAACCAACUCGAAGCUCAAGUCAUGGCUAUACCACCUGGCGAAGCUGGAACAGCCGGCAACAGGGUCAAACUACCAAAACCCAUGACCUUCGACGGAACUAGAUCUAAGUUGAAGACAUUUUUGGUCAACAUGGAAAUGCAUAUCGAAGCCAACCAGAUCACCAAUGACAAAAAGAAAAUGAUCUUUGUGGCAUCAUGCUUUACCGACGCAGCAGCAGCAGAAUGGAUACAACCUAUGCUAAGUGAAUUAUACACUAUCGACAAAGGUAGUUGGGGAACUAUCACCAGGGAACUGUUUUCGAACUACGGCAUGUUCAAACAGAAACUUGGAGAAGCGUUCGGAAACAUCGACGAGCUACGGACCGCGGAAAGACAACUAAGAUACCUACGACAGACCGGAUCCGCUCAGCAGUUGGCAACCAAAUUCCGACAGAUAGUAACACCACUACACUAUGAUGAUGCUAUUCAAAUCGCAACCUUUGAGAACAUGCUCAAGGAAGAAGUCCAGACGGAACUCAUCAAACUCGACCGACCCGACAACAUUGACAGAUUCAUUGAGAUGGCGGUCAAAAUUGACAACAAACUGUUCGAGAUCAAACAGAAGCGACAGGAGUUUCAGAGAUGGAAGAAAGUUGGAGGAUUCCCUCAGUAUGCCAACACAUCGGCAAAACGAGGAACCCAAUACGACAAGGACGGCGAUGUCAAGAUGCAGCUUAACAACGUGAUCAGUAAGGAAGAAAUGGCCAAGCGCAAGGAAAACAAAGCUUGUUACAAGUGCGGACGAAAAGGACACUUUGCACGACAGUGUCGAUCAGGGCAAAACAAACAGAACGGUAACGUCAGCCCUCAAAAAAUAACAACAGUCCAUCAACAAGUUGCGGCCAUACACCAGACAAUUGUGACCCCCUCGGACAGUGAGGAGGAGGAGUCAGAAAAUGAACAGGUCGACGAAGUCCAGGACUUCUGGGGACCGAUACUAGAAAAGGAAAUAUACGAAUCGCUCAAGAAAUUCGAGCAAGAAGAUAGCCCUGGGCAAUCUAAGGGACGCCUCAGACAGAGUUCAGAAAGGGAACCACCCCAGGAAGAAGACGCUAACCCGGAAGAAGCGCAACCUCACCUACGACGAGGUCAAGAGAAAGGACCGAUCAGAGAACCUCGCAGAGAAGACCAAUACAGCAAAACCGCUGGACGGCGUAUUGAUGACCUUUCAUCAGGAAGUGAAAGCCGACACCCCCUGACGUUUCGAGACGGUGGAAAAGACAGAGAAGUUGACCACGAGGACUCGGAUCGAGAAUCAGACACCCCGCAACAUUCACAGUUAACAAGAACAACAAACCUCAGAAGAGACGCCGCAAGGGCGAUCGACCAAGCAAAUGAAACAAUCAGACUGUUCCAGAAACGACCACCAAUCACAAAGAAAGAAUGGGAUUCAGUCCUAGGAACCAGCACGACGGUUCCAGGAAUAAAAAUUGAGAUUCCAGAAACAAGCAAAGAAGAACUGAAAACAGACAGCGAAGACUCCGAAACAACAGAAGAAUUCCCUGAAAUCGACUACGAAGAACCAAAACGAGAAUGCAGUUGCAAACCACCCAAACCAGUAUGUUGGGAAGACUCUAUUCAGACAUACCGACAACACAUCCUCGAAUGCGAAAAAUGCCACGAGUGGACAUUUCACAAAUGCGAUAUGCACGGAAAAAAGAACAUCGCACUCGCAAACGAAUUCGAAUACGUCUCACUCACCAAAGGAACACGGUUGUGCCACCCGAUGCUUGGGCAUACCGAAAGAUGUUCAUGCAUGUACUACCCACAAUAUGGAGGACACCAUCACAAGAAGAUACACUGGACGCAAUGCUAUGAGUCAAGAUGUCCAACUCACCUCGAAGAAAAGGAAAAGAACAAGUGGAAGCCAACGGCACCGAUGAUCAUCUACCAACCCAUCCCGGACUGCCCGAAGGGCUGGAACGAAUGUUGGUGCUACGCAGAAGAAAUUUGGCACCCUUUCCACAAUAGCAUCGAAACUGACCAAUGCUACGCGAAAAAAUGUCCAUACCACGAAGGACGAGUCAUCUACACCGAUGAAGACUGGACCGAAAUUGUUCUAUCACAGAAACGAUACCUUGAGAGGCACAGAAAGGGACACCACCUUAUUGCCACAACUAUCAAGACAGGAGAAACUGUGAUCAUUAUCAAGGGAACAAUCAACGGACACGAAGCCAAACUACUCCUCGACUCGGGAGCAUCAACGAACUACAUUAGCGAAGCAUACGUCAAGAAAAACAGGAUCCAAACGCACGAGACAAACCUAUGGCAUACUGUACAAAAUUUUGAAGGACAAAUCACGAUCGAAGGAUUCGUACGACGAACUGGAAACAUCACACUCAAAUCAGGAGAACACGAAGAAAGCAUCCAACUGGAUUUAAGUCCGUUCGAGCGAAAGGAUUUCGACAUUAUACUCGGAAUGACGUGGCUACGGAAACAUAAUCCUGUCAUUGACUGGAAACACGAGACGGUGUCAAUAGACCUGAAAACGCUGCAAACAGAGCAGAUGGGGAUCAAGCCGAACCAGCAGUUGAAGGUGAAACAUGCUGAAGAAAUAAACGAAAUAGGCCGACAAAUUGAAACACGAAAGAAACCAAAAGAAAUCUACGAAAAAGAACUAAAGGAAGUGCUCGACAAGCUACCAGAAAAAUAUCGGGACUUUACCGAAUUAUUUAGAUACCGCUCAAGGAAGGAGCACAAGUACCACAAGUGA